UGUUAUCAUGACGAUGGUUAAAUCAUUCUCGCGUUAUACUUUUCAUCGAUCGUUCGCAUGCGCUAACGCAAAAUUUAUAGGUGGAAUGAUAUUAUAAAAUAUAACGCAGUUUGGCGCAGUAUAUCACUGAAAAAUUCGUUAAAUCAAAAGUUGAUACGGCACAGCAGUUACGGCCAUAGAAAUAUAUAUUGUGCAUAUUAUUAUUACGUGUGUUUUAUUUUUCACGGCUUAAUUAUUAAUUAAUAGACCAAUUUACCAUAUUAUAUACGAACGGAAGUCGACAUUACAAUAUUAUCAAAUCGUGGGCCAGAAGUAUACGAAGAAUAUUGAAUAAUAACUAAUAACCACUAAUAAGCUGGUGUGUUAUCAUUUCAGCAUGGAGUAUUUAUUACCCAACCACUGUACGUCAACGGCGCGACUAGACGGAAAAACAGUCGUCGUGACGGGAUGUAACACAGGAAUCGGAAAAGAAACGGCUACGGAAUUCUACAAGAGAGGUGCUCGAGUGAUAAUGGCGUGUAGAAGUGCGUCCAGGACACAAGACGCGAUAGACAGCAUAAAAAAUCAGACUGAAGGAGAUAAUAACGUCGGAGAGUUAGUUUUUAAGCAUUUGGAAUUGUCUUUUUUGGCUUCGGUGAGAAAAUGCGCCAAAGAGAUAUUGCGCACGGAGAAAAGAAUAGAUAUUUUAGUAAACAAUGCGGGUAUGAUGUGUCCGAAAACAUUGUCGGAGAACGGAAUUGAACUUCAUUUGGCAACCAACCAUUUGGGUCAUUUUUUAUUUACGCUCUUGUUGCUGCCCAGAAUACUGAAGUCAGCUCCGGCCAGGAUAAUCAACGUGACUUCAUUAGCUCACAAAUGGGGAGAUCAAAAAAUGCAUUUUGACGACAUAAACCUGGACAAGGACUACACGCCCAGCGGUGCAUACGGCCGCUCCAAAUUGGCCAACAUUUUAUUCACCGUGGAACUUGCCAAACGUCUAAAUGGUACCGGAGUGACGGUAUACGCUGUCAAUCCAGGCAUCGUUCACACCGAACUCGGCCGGUAUGUCGAUCAGACCAUAUUUCCUGGCGCAUCUUGGCUAUACAAUAAUAUCGCCAAAAUUGCAGUUAAGACACCUAAACAGGGUGCUCAGACCACGUUACACUGCGCUCUGGACGAGAAAUGUGCAGACGAAAGCGGUUUAUAUUAUAGUGAUUGUAAAGUACUGGAACCAGAACCCGCGGCCAAAGACGAAGAGGUCAGCGUAAAGUUGUGGGACACUAGUUGCACCUUGGUUCAUUUAGAACCUUCAAUAGAUCCUUUUAAGCCGGAGAGCAAUGAAGUAUGACUUGUCAAUUCAAAACCACUGUACUCAUCAUGGAAUGUUUUCUACAACGAUAUUUUAUACAAACAUUGAGUUAUAAUUUUAGGUUUAUUCAUUUAAAAUACAUAUAUAUUUAUUAAAUAAUUAUAAUUAU
This is a messenger RNA of Myzus persicae (green peach aphid), 1457 nucleotides long. RefSeq names its product retinol dehydrogenase 11-like. Lineage: Eukaryota; Metazoa; Arthropoda; Insecta; Hemiptera; Aphididae. The record is from RefSeq and is a predicted model, not a curated record. The transcript is spliced from 7 exons. The coding region runs from base 377 to 1327 and encodes 316 amino acids.